GAAGCUUAGUAAAAUAUGUUAAAAUUAGUGCAAUACGUAACUCGUAAAUCGUGCGAAUCUGCAGUGUUUCCCGCCUGCAGUUGGCGCAAUUUAUUGAUUUCACCACGGAACGUGGAAAAAUGUAUAACGCAAAGUCGCCAUUUUCUUUUUUGUUCGACCAACAGAACAACCAGCAGCAGUCGUGCUUUGCUCUGCAGAGAACACCCACAGCAGUUCCAAGGGAGCCCGUCCAGCCAGGAGUCAACAGUACCCACAUCCAGAGUAUCAUCUAGUUGCUCCCAGCAGGCACAGCGUGCGUUUCAUAUAUCGUCAACUCGAUACGAAACAUCCAGAUCAGUCGACGAAGCACUCCCAGCAGACAAGCCAACUACUGAUUUGUCCAGACGUUCGAGGAAAUCGCUUUUUAUUGAUCCAGACGAACAAUCCGAGGAAAUCAAAAUUGAAGGAAUAAUGGCACCUCACGAUCGCGAUUUUGGAUCCGGACCACGUGGUGGACGCGACCGCGAUGAGGACCGACGUGGUGGCGGCGGUGGAUCACGUUUUGGUGGUGGCGGUGGCGACUAUCACGGCGUGCGCAAUGGUCGCAUUGAGAAGCGUCGUGAUGAUAGAGGCGGCGGAUCGCGUUUUGGCGGCGGAGGUGGAGGCGGCGGCUUCGGCGGUGAUCGUCGCGGUGGCGGCAGCCAAGACUUGCCCAUGCGCCCAGUGGACUUCUCCAAUUUGACACCGUUCAAGAAGAACUUCUACCAGGAGCAUCCCACGGUGGCCAAUCGGUCGCCCUAUGAGGUGCAGCGAUAUCGCGACGAGCAAGAGAUCACAGUGCGCGGUCAGGCAGCCAACCCCAUACAGGACUUCUCGGAGGCCUAUUUGCCCGACUAUGUUUUGAAAGAGAUUCGCCGCCAGGGCUACAAAGCGCCCACGCCAAUUCAGGCCCAGGGCUGGCCGAUUGCGAUGAGCGGCGCCAACUUUGUCGGCAUUGCCAAGACAGGCUCGGGCAAGACGCUCGGCUACAUUCUACCAGCCAUUGUACACAUCAACAACCAGCAGCCACUGCAGCGCGGUGAUGGUCCCAUUGCCUUGGUGCUGGCGCCUACCCGUGAGCUGGCUCAACAGAUUCAGCAGGUGGCCACCGAGUUCGGUUCGUCCUCCUACGUGCGCAACACAUGCGUCUUUGGCGGCGCACCGAAGGGAGGGCAAAUGCGUGAUCUCCAGCGUGGUUGUGAGAUCGUUAUUGCUACGCCCGGCCGUCUCAUUGAUUUCCUCUCGGCGGGCGCUACCAAUCUGAAGCGUUGCACCUACUUGGUGCUUGACGAAGCCGAUCGCAUGUUGGACAUGGGCUUCGAGCCCCAGAUUCGCAAAAUUGUCUCACAGAUUCGUCCCGACCGGCAAACGCUCAUGUGGAGCGCCACCUGGCCCAAAGAGGUGAAACAGUUGGCAGAAGACUUCCUCGGCAACUACAUACAAAUCAAUAUUGGUUCCCUGGAGCUCUCGGCCAACCACAACAUUCGCCAAGUGGUAGAUGUAUGCGACGAAUUCAGCAAGGAAGACAAACUCAAGAGCCUACUGUCCGACAUAUAUGACACCAGCGAGAACCCCGGCAAGAUAAUUAUCUUUGUGGAGACCAAGCGUCGUGUGGAUAAUCUGGUGCGUUUCAUACGCAGCUUUGGAGUGCGCUGCGGCGCUAUCCACGGCGACAAGUCGCAGUCGGAGCGUGACUUUGUUCUGCGCGAGUUCCGCUCGGGCAAGUCCAACAUUCUGGUGGCCACUGAUGUGGCGGCCCGUGGCUUGGACGUCGAUGGCAUCAAAUAUGUCAUCAACUUUGACUAUCCACAAAACAGUGAGGAUUAUAUUCAUCGUAUUGGACGCACAGGACGCUCCAAUACCAAGGGCACGUCCUUUGCCUUCUUUACGAAAAACAAUGCCAAACAGGCCAAGGCGUUAGUCGAUGUGCUGAGAGAAGCUAAUCAAGAAAUAAAUCCCGCUCUAGAGAACAUGGCCCGCAACUCGCGUUACGACGGUGGCGGCGGACGCUCCCGUUAUGGCGGCGGUGGCGGCGGCGGCCGAUUUGGAGGUGGCGGAUUCAAGAAGGGCAGCAUUAGCAAUGGUCGCGGCUUUGGCGGCGGUGGUGGCGGUGACGGAGGCUUUGGCAACAGGAACGGCGGCGACGGCGGAGGCCGACACACGCGCUUCGAUUAAGCUAAAUACAGCAACUAACUAAUAUUUAGCAUCAGUUGAUUUGAAUAGCAAAUGAGAAGCAGUAGCCCCUAGAACUUAAGUUUAAUUUAAGUAAUAGCUACAAAUUAAGUUUUCGUACAACUCCCCCCUCAAUUCUUAUUAGAUUUUGUGGAAAAACAGCGGAUAACCCACGGCGUAGAGGGGUUAGAUGUUUGUGUAUUCAUGUAACUCAUAACCACAACAGCAAAUCACAACAUAGCAUUUUAUGUUAGCAACUUGUAAAUUAUUUGACGCUUCAGCCCCACACAAGAACACUAUUUACGAAAUUGCAAAACCAUUUUUUAAAAUAUGUGAUAAAAACUUUUAAUUUAAUUCAAUAUAUCACUUAUUAAACAAAACGAAAAACUAAUACUAAAACGAAGCGCGUCGUGUGUAAGGCAAA
Drosophila navojoa is the source of this 2614-nucleotide messenger RNA. It is a transcript of the gene Rm62, whose product is annotated as ATP-dependent RNA helicase Rm62. NCBI's taxonomy places the organism in Eukaryota, Metazoa, Arthropoda, Insecta, Diptera, Drosophilidae. The record is from RefSeq and is a predicted model, not a curated record. Gene Ontology annotation, molecular function: nucleic acid binding; RNA helicase activity; ATP binding.